AUGGCACGAGCGGGCAUGCUGCACAGGGGCGGAAAAAAUGGAGCCGACGGGUGUGAUGACGUGCAGCGUUCGCUGGAGCUGUUGGACCAGGUGCUGAGCGAAUACGACGAGGGCGAGCCGAGGUCGCUGGAGGCGCGUGCGCAGGUCACACCGGCCACGCCCGCCACUCCCGCAACGCCAGCCACCGACGACGACUCCCCGCUCGCGGGACACACCUCCGAGGACGAUGGAUACAUGAGCAUGAACGGAAGGAGAGCGAAGUUCGCGCUGGGUUUCCGUCCGACGGAGGAGCGCGAGGAGCCUUCGCCCCCGGAUCCGCCGUCACCACGCUCCCCACCGCCUCCUGAAGAGGCCCAGCGCAUUAUCUCCACGUUACUACCCAAAGUGUCACCGGCGAACUCAGCAAAGCGAACGAUAUCAGUGGAACAGCGCGAAGCAGAGGAGAGACUGGACUCCAUCAUCAGCGUCAAUGGGAUAACCACAGCUACACAAACCACAUUUCCGAAAACCAGACAUCAAAGACCUUACGGAUGGGAAAAAGACACGGAAGCUAACGGGUUCCAGCUCCAGCAGCCUCCAGUUCCUCCGUACAGGUUCGCAUCGCUGCAGCACGGGGCGCGCCCGCCACAGCCUGACGCCGCGCUAGCCUGGCUCCCGCCGCGACACAACGCACCGCAAACCAACCUAAAGAAGUCGCCGAGUGUCGAGAAUCCGCCUGUAUUCCCCUUCAUGGGUUUCUCCAGUGAAUUCAACGACAAACCAUACAAUGAACAUCCAGUCACAAUAUACCCAGGUCCAAACAUACAAUUUAAAAAAGAAUCUCAUUCACCGACAUACAAUAUACCAAAAAUUUCACCUUCCAACACAAAAAGUUCAGAAAGAAAGAACAGCAUGAAACGCGACAGUAGGUCGGACGGUGAAAUGUUAUCACCCAAAGGGAAAAUACCUCCCCGAACUCUCGCCGGUUCUAUGGAGCGACAUAGAGAAGUGUGUAGAGGAUCUACGGAGGACAUGGUUGUGAGCUGUAAGAGGAGAAGUUCAAGUAAGAGUAACGACGAAGAGCAUUUUUCGGACGAUUCAUUAGAAGAGUCGUUCCCACCGCCGCCGCCCGCUGCUGUUACUACGCCUUCGAAACGCAAUUCCAUAGCAUGGGAAGUGUCACUCGAUGGUGAUGACCCUCUACUUACUCCAGGAAGCACAAAGGUAAUAGGUCGACGAAGGAGAAAAUCAGGUGAUCAGUCCCAUUCUAGCACAAGCUCAAUACCACAAAGAGUAGAUGAUGACUGGGGAGAAGAGUAUUGGCCCCCACCACCUCCACUGACACAAUGUGAAUCUCUUAUUUCGCCUAAUUCAGAUGCCGAGCAGGAAAAUCGGCGUGCACAAGACCUAGCUUGUGGUACAUAUGUUAUAAGAAAAGGCAAAAAUCGUAAGCAACUACCAAGUUUCAAUAAGAGCACGACUAGUAAGUCACCCACCAAUCUACUCAAUAGUCACAGUUUGAAUAGAAGUUUAGAUGCUGACAAGUCUAUUGACGGGUCGAGCAUAUCAAUCAGUGGCUCUGGAUCAGUAGGCUCAUACAACUCUCGACCGAGUUCAGAUUUAAGUUUGCCGCAAUCUCGUUAUAGUGUUGACUUGAACUCCAGACUGAGCCGUGAGCUUAACACUCCAAACUCUAGAUAUAGUAUAGAUCUCUGCACACCGAAUUCUAGACUGAGUAAAGAAAUAACAUCGCCAAAAUCUCGUCUUAGUUUAGAUCUUAACAACGGCCCAGAUAGAUAUAUCACUCAGGAGUAUUUCGGUCACAGUCCGAAAAGUAGAAAAAAUCACAGUGAGAAAGGUACAUCUAAAAUUCAGAGCAAGCUAUCGCCACAGAAUAGAUUUUCAGACUUUAAGAAGUAUUCAUCGACUUUCGAUAAUAUUCAGUCACUUAUAAGAGAAGGAAAGGUAGAGGAGACACCUCCGACGGAAUGUAACGAAACCGUCAAUGAACUGACCACGGUGCCUCCAAACAUGGUGCGAGUGGUGUCUCUGCCGAGUCUGGGUGCAGAGGGAGAGGGUAACAGCUCCAGCCGCCAGGCGCUCAUCACCACAGUGGAGGAGGAGGAGGACGCCGACAGUGCCGAGCCUGGCUCCAGCGGCGACACCUCUCCUCUGCGCAAAAUCGAAAACAAUAUUAGCGCUAUAUUAAGUCAAGGUCGGGACCAAAAACAUUUUACCCCAUAUAUACCUAAAGACUGGAAUAUCCAUAAGGAUGAAUACUGUGAUGACGUAUCUAAAGAUAUAUUAGAAAACAAUUUCCGUUAUAGUUCUAGAGAGAGACAAAAGAGACAUGAUAUUCAGAAGUCGUCGAGUCACAAUGAAAUACAGAAUCAACGGUCAAUAGAUCGACGUGACCGUUCCAAGAGGUCAAAUAGUAUGCAUAAAUCCACAAGCGCCAAAGAUGUACCAGUUAGUUUGAUGCGGCAACCGUCAUCAUCUGACUCCGCUGUGUCGAGUGGAGGAGACUUCCCGCUGAAUGUUCAAAUAGUUGAGCACUCCUAUAGACAUCCUCCGCUGCCGCUUCCUCCAUCACCAAUAUUAGGGCAUGAAAUGGGACCCCUACCGCAAACCCCAGAAUCGCCUAAGUUUCCUCCGUUGCCUCCCUCACCUGUGCAAGAAGUUGAAGAUGAAUAUACAGAAAUUAUGCAACCUUCAGAGAAGCGUCAUGUGAAAAAAGCAGAUACGUUACCGACGCCAACGAUGGAAUCAAGGAGAAGGCCUUCCGAACCCCCAGCGGUACCGCCGCAUCGAGAUACCACAAACAGCCUUAAGACGCGGUCUAUGGAAACCAGUUACAACAAAAACAGAAGAAGCAGCAGUAACUUCAAGACUGGAUCAACAGACAGAAGAACUUUACCUACUGAUAUCGGAGCGAGCGGCGCUAGACGUAGGACGCUACAGAGACAAAAUCGCGAAGCUACCGCAACUGGCCGGGGUCCUUUGCAGACAUCUGCCAGUCUGCCUGAGACACCAGUAUUUGCUCGAGGAUGCGACGUUCCUCGCACCCCACCGAGAAACUCUACGGGACCCCCCAGGAACAAUACAAUGAACUCCAUACAGUCAAUAGGAAGCUCAGCGACAUUGGGUGGAUAUGGUCGGGGUUCCGUGAUGGGUGCUACGGGAGUCUGCACUGGAGCCGACCUGCUGCGGCUGGGUGGACCACCACGGGGCUGGUAUCCUCGCCAGAGACACAGGCCUGCUUCAACGGAGCACCUGGACCGACUAACAACCUCGUCAAAGAUGGCGGUGGAGCACCCAGUGGCAUGGGAGGGCAGUGGUGCCCGCAAACCUCUCACACUGCCACCCAACCUGACGCCAAAGUUCUUCCAGAAGUCACCCAGGGAGGCGCUUCGCAGGGUAACCAGCUUACUAAUACGAAAAGGGAACAACGGGAAGGAGAAAGAGAAUUCUCGAAACAAGGAAGCCACGUCACCGGCAGCCCGCUCCGCAAACGGCGAGGAGCACCCAGGACAGAAACAACGCAAAGGGUUCUUCAGAAGUCUCUGGAAAAAAUCUCGCCACUAUUCUCUAGAGCACCCUUGA
Messenger RNA from Spodoptera littoralis (African cotton leafworm), 3582 nucleotides. Lineage: Eukaryota; Metazoa; Arthropoda; Insecta; Lepidoptera; Noctuidae. The record is from the annotation of a GenBank genome assembly.